This is a messenger RNA of Sphenostylis stenocarpa, 243 nucleotides long. Lineage: Eukaryota; Viridiplantae; Streptophyta; Magnoliopsida; Fabales; Fabaceae. The record is from the annotation of a GenBank genome assembly.
AUGAUUAGAAGGAAAAGGGAACAGAAGAAUAGUACUAGUCGGGAUUCAUUUCGAGUGAAAAAAGUGGGAACCGCCGGAGAUCAAGGAGAUGUCGCCAGAGAUAGGUCCUCCGAGGAUGUUUCACCUGGGAAUUUCAGAAGAAAUGGAAAUACAGAGGAAUCGAAAUCUGAAGACAACCUCCCCGGUUUUGCUUGCUUUGCUUCCUUUCUUUUUAAUGAUAACGCUGACUCAGAAUUUGUGUGA